GCUGAAUCGACAAGAUCAAUCUUUGUUUUUCUCUCGCGAUCAAUAAGAUUUAUAACAUUGAAACAAGUCACAAAAAUAUUCAUACAAUGGGUCUCAGUAGCGUGGAAAGGAUCAUUCCAGGAGCCCGUUGGCUUCGUGGAUAUUCAACAGAAUUUUUUGCUGCCGAUUUUAUUGCAGGAAUUACAGUUGGCUUGACAGUUCUACCUCAAAGUUUAGCAUAUGCCACAUUAGCUGGUUUAGAUCCACAAUAUGGACUGUAUUCUGCCUUCAUGGGAGGUGCUGUUUACGCUUUACUCGGUGGAUGUCGAGAAGUGACGAUUGGACCAACUGCCUUAUUAGCAUUGAUGACUAGUCGACAUACAAAUCUUGGUGGUAUGUCAGGACCUCAUUUGGCAAUUUUGUUAUGCUUUUUAGCAGGAAUUGUAGAACUUAUUAUGGCACUGCUGAGAUUGGGUGCCUUAGUUGAUCUCAUUUCCUUGCCAGUCACAAUUGGAUUCACGUCAGCCACAGCUCUUAUUAUUGGUGCUUCUCAGUUAAAGGGACUUUUAGGAUUGCCGGGUUCGCCAAGCAGUUCAAGCUUCCUACCAACUAUGAAAUUUAUAAUUACAAAGUUCACAGACCUGAGUCCUUCAGAUGCAUUAUUGGGAAUAGGCUCAAUAGUCAUACUACUUGUGUUAAGGAAACUCAAAGACAUCAAAACACCUGAGGAUGCAACAAAGAAACGAAAAAUUUUCGGUGGUCUUUUAUGGCUCAUAUCAACAUCCAGAAAUGCAUUACUCGUUCUAAUCUCGAGUAUGUUUGCGUAUCACGCACAAAAUAGUGGACAUACACCAUUCAUUUUAACUGGAAAAGUUAAAGCUGGUCUGCCAUCUUUCAGUCUACCUCCAUUUGAAACAGAUAUUUCUGGACAGAAUGGAACAACAAUACAUUGGGAUACGAUGGAUAUGAUAACUGAAUUAGGAUCAUCAAUUGCUCUAGUUCCGAUAAUUGCAGUCUUGGGAAAUGUUGCAAUCAGUAAAGCUUUCGGAGGUGCUGGAAUUGAUGCUACAAAGGAGUUAAUAGCAUUAUCUUUGAGUAACAUUUUAGGAUCAUUCGUAGGAUCUAUGCCAGUCACUGGGUCUUUCAGUCGAUCGGCUGUUAAUUAUGCUUCGGGAGUUAAAACUCCAUUGGGUGGCAUCUAUACAGGAAUUUUAGUAAUUUUAGCAUUGAGUGUGCUGACACCGUACUUCCAAUAUAUACCUAGAGCAGGAUUAUCAGCGGUAAUUAUUUCAGCUGUAAUUUUCAUGAUUGAGUACGAAGUAAUCAAGCCUUUAUGGCGAUGUUCAAGACGUGAAUUAUUUACAGUUGCCUUGACAUUAAUUCUAAGUCUCGCAAUUGGCGUGGAAAUUGGACUUUUGUCUGGUGUAUUUUUGGACAUAGCUUUUGUAAUGCAUCGUACUGCACGGCCAAUAUUGUCAUUUGAACAAUGUGAAUCAUUAUCAGCUAUAGAAUUUACAAUGAUGAAACCAAGACACAGUCUAUUGUGCUUCCCAGCUACAGAAUAUAUCAGAACAGCACUUAAUGAGAAUAUUGCACGUCUUGAACGAAGUCCAACGUUUGUCGUAAUUGAUUUCAGAAAUAUACACGAAUUAGAUUAUACCGCAGCAAAAGGAAUUAUUGGAUUAAAGAAGGAACUUGCAUUGAGAAAAAUUACAUUAAUUCUUCUCGGAUGUGAUGAGAAAGUAAAGCUAAUGUUAAAGACGUCAUCCAAAGCUAAUGAUGUGUGGCAAGUCAAGGACGAAAAUGAACUUGAUAUUUUAUUACAAGACGUUAAAGGAAAUCCAAAAGAAGAGUUAAAGCACGUAAUUGCACCUUUACUUGCACAAGAAGAUAAUGAAGAUGAUAUUACUGUAAUCAGAAAGGAAUCUCAGUGACGCGAGUAGUAUUAAAUAUUAAUUAUUAUUGUUUUACGAUUUUUUACAAGCCCUUUUUGUAUGAAUCUCUAUGACUACACGUCUCCUUUUGUUAAUGUCUAUAAAUGUACAAUAAGUAUGAUGAUAAUAAAAAGACAGAAAUAUCUGCAUAUAAUAACAA
Messenger RNA from Chironomus riparius, 2073 nucleotides. The record is from the annotation of a GenBank genome assembly. NCBI's taxonomy places the organism in Eukaryota, Metazoa, Arthropoda, Insecta, Diptera, Chironomidae.